AUACCCCUUCGGCGGACUCCUCGCCUUCCUAAUCUCCUGAAUCGUCAUCGGCCUCUCCGCCUCCUCGACCGUCACCAACUCCUUCACCUUCAAGAUCGCACCAACGGCGGCACUGGAGACGGGUUUGUAUGCGAUGGACAUACGCUUUCUCAAGCCGAGUGACUUCAGGACUCUAGUGGUCUUGCUAAAAUCAGGCAUCAGCAAUCGGUCCUUGAAGGGUGAUAAGGAGAGAAGGAACGUACGCUGGCAAGCCAAUAGCGGAACGCACGAGCUGGAGUCUGAAGUAAGGCAUCGCGUAGAGUGGAGUGGAGUGUUUGUGUUUGUGUGCUGUGUGCUCUCCUAGGAACCGCCGAGAAAUCUGGAUCACGUGUAUGCACAGCCCUGAACCCCGCGGGUAUGACGCUCGUAAGAUAAACACUGACUUCCAAGAGAGAGAGAGAGAGAGAGAGAGAGGAUGACUGAGGCAAGCGAUCUGGCCGUUCAGAGGAUCCAAGAGCUCUUUCGCCAGCCGGACGACCUCGAUAAGAUCAAUGUUCUCAAGGCACGGUUUACGAGGGAGAAGAAUGCUGUUGACGCACAGCUUAAGGCUGGGGUCGAGGCUCAACUCAAUACGACACAGGCUGGGUUGAAGAGCUUGCAUGCGAGUCAAACGAACAUGAACGCAAUCAGGGAAGAAAUGCUCAAGAUCGAUAAGCUUUGUGCAGAAGCACAAGCCAUGGUCCGAGAUUUCCCCGUCAUCAGCAAGAUAUCCCGCGUCCACAAGAACUUCAACGCAACGCAAGAAAUGGUGCAUAACCUCCAAAGCAUGCACGACCAACUCGACCGGAUUGAGGAGAUGUUGAGAAAUGACGGGACUGAUAUUCUCAAAUCCUUACCAAGUCUGCUUGCAAUUCACAUGAAUAUAUCACGUCUGCAGGAUUUCCGAGAUAAGGCGACUUCACUGUCACUCUCGGCUCCAGCCUCAACUCAGUCGACACUCGCUAACUACUUCGUACGGCUCGAUCAACUCACGACAGAAUUCACCGAUCUGUUGUGGAAGAUCGCAGGAGGAAUGCUGGAUAUUCUGAAAGAUGGUCGAGCCAGCGUCGUCGUUCGCGCCGCAAAAAUCGUGGAAGUCGAGGAGCGGGCAGACGAGAAAGCACUUGCAAUCCAAGAAGCACAGAAAGCCCAUGCACAACUCGCGGCAAGAAUGAGAUUCGCGGCUGGCUCGACACGCGUGGUAAGGGGCUACAAAGACAAAUUCUUCGCCGCGAUCGCCUCGAGCGUCGCCACCAAAUUCGAAAUGUGCUGGAAGGACAUGUGUGAAGACCCCGCCCAACUCCUCGAAGAACUCGACUGGGUCUUCGAAGACCUCGAUCUCGUCCGCGAGGCACUCGUGCUCAGAGUCCCCCGGACAUGGGAUAUCUACGAAGCAUACGUACAGUUCUACCAUAAAGGCAUGUACGAACUCCUCAACAAACUCGUUGCGUCCGAGCCUGAUGCGGCGAGUUUGUUGAAGGUUGUGGAGUAUGUUAAGGAAUACUACUCGACGCUUACCAAGGAGUUGGGGGUUGUGAGGGAACAACUUGUGCCACCGUUGUUGGAUGGGGGUGAGGGGAGGUUGGUUGAUGAUUAUUUGGGGUUGAUUGUGAGGAAGGUGGAGGAGUGGAUGUCGAACCUCGCCAAAACCGAGACGAGGGAUUUCGUGGAACGAAAUGAAGCGCCUGAACAGGAUGAGGACGAAAAGUACCAUUUGUCGGGCGCGGUGAUUAUGUUCCAGAUGAUUUCUCAGCAGAUUGAUCUCGCUGCCGAUUCGGGACAGGGGAAAGUUCUGGCUGCGGUGGUGGAGGAGUGUGUGAGGGUCAUGAAGAAGCGGCAACAAGAGUGGGAAGCAUUACUCAAGGAUGAGGAGAGGAAGCAUCGGGAGAAUGCGCAGGAUGUGCCGGGUGGGUUGGUGGAGUAUACCAUUGCGUUAGCAAACGACCAAAUUCGAUGCUCGAAUUACGCGGAGGCGAUAUCGGAACGGGUCGAGCCGCUCGUUUCGGCGAAAUAUGCGGAGCGGAUAACGAAGGCGUUGGAGGGUGCGACGGAAGGUUACAUUGACCUUGCGACACGAUGUAACGAUUCUCUCGUACGCCUCAUCUUCAACGACGUCCGUGGUCCAUUCUCCCAGUUUUUCACACCGGGGUGGUAUUCCGCCUCCUCAAUCGUUACGAUCGUUGACACGUUUCGGGAUUAUACGAGUGCUGCGACGCACCUGAUCCCGGAGAUGUUUGAGGUGUAUGUCGGAAAGCUGUUGGAGGAGUUCGUGAGGGGGUACGUGAGCGCGAUCUACAACAAAGGCGCGAAAUUCCGCCCACCGGGCGCGAUUGAGCAGAUUCGGAAUGACGUCCUUGCCUCUUUCUCGUUUUUCUCGGAAUACAUGCCACCGGAGGAAGUCGAGCAUUCGUUCCGGAUUAUUGAGCAUGUUCUUGGGUUACUUAGUGUACCCCCGGCCGAGUUCUGGGAUGAAUGGGUUGGGCUGAAGAGGGAGUAUCCCGAUACGCCGGUGUGGUUUGUGGAGGAUUUGUUGUGGAAGAGGGAGGAUGUGGAGAAGAGUUCGGUGAGGAGUAUGUUGGAUAUGAUGAAGACAAGGGAUGUGGGAUUGAGGGAGGAGGAUGUUGGGGUUAGGACUUUGAUGAGUCAGGUUGAGAGGAGGUGA
Saitoella complicata NRRL Y-17804 is the source of this 2680-nucleotide messenger RNA. Its product is annotated as exocyst complex component Sec6. Bases 455 to 2680 code for a protein of 741 amino acids. Gene Ontology annotation, cellular component: exocyst. Gene Ontology annotation, molecular function: SNARE binding. The transcript is spliced from 7 exons. Gene Ontology annotation, biological process: exocyst localization; exocytosis. The record is from RefSeq and is a predicted model, not a curated record. NCBI's taxonomy places the organism in Eukaryota, Fungi, Ascomycota, Saitoellomycetes, Saitoellales, Saitoellaceae.